AUGAGCACCAUCUUGAAGGGAGAGAAUCUUGCACUUCAAGGAAAAGCCACACAGUCCUCGCUGUAUGAGUUUGGCAUAGCCUGCAAUGCCAUAGAUGGAAAUCGCGACAACACCUGUGAAGGGGCAUCCUGCAUUCUGACAAAAAACAGUUCCAGCCCCUGGUGGCGACUUGACCUGUGCAAAACAGUUUUUUCUGUUAUAAUAGUCAGCAGAGCUUCGUUCACAGAAGGACUCAACGGAGCUGAGAUCCGCAUUGGAGAUUCUCUUGAUAACAAUGGCAAAAACAAUCCCAGGUGUGCUGUGAUCUCAAGCUUCCCAGUACGUGCCAUUCAAGAAUUCCAAUGCAACGGGAAUGAUGGGAUAGAUGGCCGCUAUGUCAACAUAGUCGUCCCAGGAAAACAGAAAAUCCUGACUCUGUGUGAGGUGGAAGUGGAUGGCUCUGUCCUGGAUUAG
Messenger RNA from Archocentrus centrarchus (flier cichlid), 453 nucleotides. Its product is annotated as fucolectin-1-like. Lineage: Eukaryota; Metazoa; Chordata; Actinopteri; Cichliformes; Cichlidae. The record is from RefSeq and is a predicted model, not a curated record.